CAUUUUUUUUUUGUAAGUUUCUUGAAAAUUUGAAACUCUUUUUUUUAUUUUGUUAUUCUUCUUUUCCUUUGGUUCGAUACGCGCUAAAAUCUCAGAUCUCAUAAGCUUUUCGAAGGAGAUCCAUAACCACACAAUGGCUUCAUAUAGAGCCGACGACGACUACGAUUACCUCUUCAAGGUUGUGUUAAUCGGAGAUUCCGGCGUCGGGAAAUCUAACCUCCUUUCUCGAUUCACGCGCAAUGAGUUCAGUCUCGAAUCUAAAUCCACCAUCGGUGUCGAAUUCGCCACACGUAGCAUCCAGGUCGAUGAUAAGAUCGUCAAAGCCCAGAUUUGGGAUACCGCCGGCCAAGAAAGAUAUCGAGCAAUCACAAGUGCAUACUACAGAGGAGCUGUAGGAGCGUUGCUUGUGUACGACGUUACAAGACAUGUGACCUUUGAGAACGUUGAAAGAUGGUUAAAAGAGCUUAGAGAUCACACAGAUUCAAAUAUCGUUAUCAUGUUCGUUGGUAACAAAGCGGAUCUUCGUCACCUGCGAGCUGUUUCAACGGAAGACGCUAAGGCUUUUGCGGAGAGGGAGAACACUUUCUUCAUGGAGACAUCGGCUCUCGAAUCGUUGAACGUUGAGAAUGCUUUCACCGAAGUGCUUUCUCAGAUUUACCGUGUUGUUAGCCGGAAAGCGUUGGAUAUAGGAGAUGAUCCUGCUGCUCUUCCCAAAGGACAGACCAUCAAUGUUGGUUCCAAAGACGAUGUCUCUGCGGUUAAAAAGGUUGGUUGCUGCUCCAAUUGAUGGUUCACCACUACAGUCAAGAAUCGAAUCGCUCUGUUCGAUCUUGUUUCUUUCUUUUUGUUGUUAAUAUAUAUGAAGAUCUUGUUCAUUUAUUUGUAAAAUCAUACACACGUAUAUUGAAAACCACUGCGUUGCCAUUUCAAAUGUAUAUCACAAACAACAUUUGAGUCGAGUUGAACCUCAAUGUACUCUGUUUCUGUAA
Camelina sativa (false flax) is the source of this 989-nucleotide messenger RNA. Its product is annotated as ras-related protein RABA1f. The record is from RefSeq and is a predicted model, not a curated record. Gene Ontology annotation, molecular function: GTP binding; GTPase activity. NCBI's taxonomy places the organism in Eukaryota, Viridiplantae, Streptophyta, Magnoliopsida, Brassicales, Brassicaceae.